Paramecium sonneborni is the source of this 333-nucleotide messenger RNA. The record is from the annotation of a GenBank genome assembly. NCBI's taxonomy places the organism in Eukaryota, Ciliophora, Oligohymenophorea, Peniculida, Parameciidae.
AUGAAAUUGGAAAAUAUAGAUAAUAAAAUUGAAAAGUAGAAAGUGAGAAAAAAUUGAGGAUAUUCCAUUAGAAAUAGAAAAGUUUUUAAAAAGUAUAUUAAUGAAGGACUAAACAUAUUAAUAUUUGGAAAUAAAUUGUAAUUAGCUUACAAGGAAUCAGGAUAUGAAACUCUUAUUUUAUAAACACCUAAACCACCUAUGGAUAAUGAGAAUAGUUUAGUUAUUAAAUUAAUUAUGAAUAAACAUUCAUCAAUAUAACUCCUUAUAAUCCAUUACUUAAUUUAAUUGAUUAUCCUAUUGAAAUGCAUAAAUGCUAAUAAAAUUAUAGAAUGA